AACAGUCAUGUCUGCUGUGGACAAAGUGUUUGUUUUGGGAGGUGGACGACACCACGUUCCACGCGGAGGGGGGCGUUUUAAACAAAACACUUCAAUAAUACAGAAAUGAGCUUCAUAUUAUUAAACAUAGCUGAUUUUAUUCUCCCACCACAGGACAGACAGACAGACAGACAGACAGGCUUCUCUUCCAUUGGAGGGGAGGGAGACACACGAGGGGGAGGAGGUGAAGUGAGGGGGGGUUGUUUAACAAUUCCACUAACCGUCUUUAUGCCCUGUUUAUCCGCCAUACAACACCCUCCCGCCCGGUAACGACACCAAACUAACUUCCUGGAUGCGGUGCGGGGUUACCCGGCGGGAUUCACGGGCUGAGCGGCGACCGCUGCCGUUGUCCGCGCGGGCUCUUCUCCUCCUCCUCCUCCUCCUCCUCCUUUUCCUCCUCCCUGUGGAUGGUGCGCAAUAAAAAAAAAUCACCCGGAGAGGCCGAGGCCGACAUUUUACCCCGGUCCGGAGGAGCCUUAACUCCAAGGGGACAUCCGAGGACACGCUGUGAGGCUGGGAGGCGGAGAGCUGCAGGACUGCGACAUGUGAAACAAGCUCCACCCCUUGACCCUCACAACUCUCGACUUAACAGAACACACUUGAUCCUGCGCUGUGACUGCGGCCUGACGCCCUCCUGCCUCGGGCAUGCCUCAGCCGGGUAUGAAUGGGAUGGAGCCUGCGUUUGGCGAGGCAUAUGGGGGACACAGGGGCUUGCUGAGCCCCUAUCCUCUGGCUAUGUCGCCACAAGGGGGCAGGACUGAGUAUGAUCAGAGCGUGCUCCUCAUGCUGGGCUCCCCGGCGUCACCACGGAAACGGCCCUUCGAGUUGCUUAGCGACCUGGUGGACGAUGGUGGCUUCGGCGAGGACCUACACCCGGAACGCUGGGACGUGUCUGCGCUGGAUGAAAUGGCUAGAUAUACCAAGCUGGGCCUCGGCGUAGGAGGGGAGCUGCUGGCCUGCUCCGAGGAGGCCGUCCUGAUAGGCCGCUGGGGGAGGAGCCAGGAGGAGGAAGAGGAGGAGGAAGAAGACCGGAAGAGGAGGAAUAGACACAUGCCACCUCCCAUUACCCAGGAAGUCCAAGCCAUUGCCGUGGGUAAGGAAGUAGGGCGAAUGUCUGUUGCCGUGACAACGGGAAGGGAGUUUUUCGUUGCAGAAAGAUUGGUGGAAAGAGGUCAGGAUGGCGGGAUGUCAAAGGAGCGUAUGGUGGAGGUGUAUCAGGUGGCACAGGAGGAAGAGGAGGCAGUUGCAGCAGUGGCCGCAGGUUUGGCUCUGGAGCACUGCAGCGAGGAGCACAACUACUCCCUGAGCCAGGGAGGAGAGCCAGCAGCAGCUCACAGCUCUCAGACUGAGGAGGUGCAAGCUGUGGAGAUACAGCAGCAGGAGGUGCGGGGCGGGGAGGAGAGCCAGGCCAAUACUAAGCUACAUCUGGAGGACGAGGAGCAAGAGGAAGGCGGGGAGGAAGAGGAGGACGAGGACGAGGAGGAUGAAGGGGAGGAGGAAGAGGAGGGAACAGAGGAGACGGCAGUGGAAGCUGAACUCUCCAGCUCCUCAGAAAGUGAAUGUGAGGUGGAGGCGGAGCCAGCCAGGCAGCCAGGGGAGCGGCCACCGAAGCGCCGCUGUUUCUGGGAGUACAGACGUGCUCGAGAGUCGGCCACGAAGAAGAAGCUGAGCGGAGACGUGCACUGGUCUCUGUCCUGGAGCUCCAGCACUUUACCCAGCACACUGUACCGCAGAGAAGGCAAAAAAGGACGCCGCAAAGCUCGCAAGACAGACGCCAGCGACUUGACCCCAAACCCCCAGAAGCUCCACAACAUCGGGGAGCAGCUGCAGAAGCUCAACGCUGCCAUAGACGGCAUGGGUCCGGUCAACGACCUCCCCGCUGUGGCUCGGGCACGUUCGAGAAAGGAGAAGAACAAGCUGGCCUCGAGGGCGUGUCGGCUGAAGAAGAAGGCCCAGCAUGAAGCCAACAAGAUCAAGCUGUGGGGGCUCAACCAGGAGUACGAGAACCUGCUCGGGGCUUUGCUGCGGAUCAAGGAUGUGAUCAGACGACGGGUGGAGAGCAGCGAGGAAGAGGACACAGACGAACGAGGAAUGACCCAGCGCCUGGAAGACAUCCUCCGGGAGUCCAACGGGCCUUUAGUCGCCGGACGGACCAAAGACUUUGUGCAGAGGAUUUUGGCAGCCAGCGCGGGCAGUCAGAACCAGCGCAAAGACCCCCCGCAGGAAGGAGGGACAACGGGGUAAAUUCUCUCAGCACCCGCCUCCUCUCCCCUUUUCCUCCUUACUCUUCCUGCACCAACCAACCUGACCUGAUGGGGCUUCUCCUCACCUUCACCUCCACACUGUCAUGUUGUUAAAGUAAGAGCAAAGAGGUGAAGCAGAGGCUGGGAAAUAGAGGAGGAGGAGGAGGAUGAGGAUGACGAGGACGAGGACGAGGAGGAAUAAGGAGUAGCCUAAACAAAACAGGAGUAAAUUGCCACCCUGCUCCCUGUCCUCCUCCAAACAGCAGCCUCCUCCUUCACUGGUCUAACGGCUGCACCACAACCACCACCAGGCCAGAGCUGCUGCUGCUGCUGCUGCUGCUGCUGACGUUUUUGUGUUCUGUCUGUUUCUGUGUGUGUGUGUGUGUGUGUGUGUGUGUGUGUGUGUUGGACAUGUACUUAUACUGUAUGAACAUAUGUGACAUACUGUAUAGUGUUCUUCUCUCCCUCCAUGUGCUGUAUUUGUACCCCAUUGUGCCUCUGAAUAGACAUUGCACUGUUUUGUAGAUGGUUGUAGUUGUCAGCAGGGAGCGGUAGUGAGCUGAGGGCGAGGGGGCGUCUGAGGUCACAGGAAGUGCUAAAAUAAGGAAGUGGGAGGAGCCCAGGUCAAGAAAACAACUAGACGUGUGUGCAUGUGGGUUGUUUUUGAAUAUGACUGGGCUCCUAUAGAAACACUACAUACAGGACUAAGCAAGUGACAGCUGUGUGUGUGUGUGUAUGUAUGUGUGUGUGUGUGUGUGUGUGAAAAAGUAAAAGUCCUCACACCAUCAAAAACAUAAGAGAAAACUGCACCUUAAUUCAAACUGACCAAAGAUAAGUGAGACUGCUGAAUCACUGAUGCUGCAACCAUCACCACAUCGUGACAUCACCACAUCGUGACAUCACCACAUCGUGACAUCACCACAUCACAUCACAGCAUUAAUCACACAUACUUUAAUGACUUAUUUUGUAGUGUGGAAUGUUACAAUAGUCUUGAUCAAGUGAUAUUACUUACACAGAGAAAAACUAACCCAUUUAUUAUUAACCAAUGGUUAAUAUAAUAAUUUGGUUAUUAACCAAAAUUAACCAAUUUUAACCUUCAACAUAAGAAUAUUGGAUUGGACCCGUGUUUCACAGGUAACAGCGUGAACACCCCCCUUGUUUUCACUAUUUUGGAUUAGCCCAACUCACACAGGGUGAAUGUAAAUCCUGGGGCCCGGGGCCCGAGGACCGGCCCCGCAGACGUACUUAGCUCCGUGUGUGGAGCUUCAGGACACAUUUAAAACACACACAGCUCUUGGCAUGGCUGCUUUUUGGGGUAUAAUUAACAAACGGAGGCUGUUGAAAGUCGACAGGGGGCGCUGGUUUAUGAAAUAAUGUUGUUUUAGCAGCUCGCCUCAGGAUGAGCUAGCAUGGUGCUAACGGCUAACUCGUGCUCGCUGUGCGGCUUCGUAGCCUCUGAAAUAUCAGUAGCACACACACACUUGUUGUGAUCAUGUGAUCUACAUGCAUCCAACACGCAGAGCCCACGUGAUCACAACAGGCGCUGCUGGAGCGGAAUGGACUGUUGUUUUCAGACUCCAUUAUAUUGGAGAUUUUAGAGGCCGUCCGAUAUAAUCCUAUAUGCGUUUUUUGGCUGAUAUUGGAGCAAUAUCCAAUAUCGGAUCGGAAUAUGACAUCAUGACAUCAUGACAUCACCACAUCACCACAUCAUGACAUCAAAACAAAUGAAGGAACAAAGGAUGACAUCACUGACUUAAAGCCCCUUAACCUGAAUGCAGUGUGCGUGCGUGUGUGUGUGUGUGUGUGUGUGUGUGGAGCCUGGUACUCCUCAACCACAUGACUUUCACUCCAGUAAUUGUGUAAAUGAUGAGUUUUACAUAGUUCUAUCAGUUUGAUAUAAUUCCACAGCUCGUCUCGGUAGGUCGGUUGUUGAGUGUGACGUAUUCAAAGCCACAGCCGGUGCUUUACCGACAACAGAGACUGUGUGAACUUUAGCAGUGGCUUCAUUUUCAGCCUAAAAGGGAACGUGCCCUCAGUGCCUUCCCCAAGCCCUCUCCUCAACCCCUGCCCUGGUUAUGUAGCGCACCUUCCUGAAUUGCAAUGACAAAUAGAUGGAAAAAAAAAACAAAAAAACACUUGUAGAUCUAGAAAGCAAAUACAUUUAUUUGUUUUGGCUUUUUUUAUAUUAUUAUAAUUGUUAUUGUUCUGAUUUUGUUUUUGUUUUUUUGGCAAUGCCACAGCCCACAGAGAGAGAUGAAAUCUGUGGUCUUUGCUGAAGCUGUAGACUAACUUAUACACGGUCUCUAAACAUUGUCUGACAUAAAAUGUCAAGGACCCUUUUGAUUUGCACUGUGGUCAGAGCAACUAAGCACCUUUUGAAGUGUUCCUCCAAAAGAGAAUAACAAAGACUCUUGGCACCUUUUCUUUCUUCUUCUUCUUCUUCUUCUUCUUCUUCUUCUUCUAAAGACAGAUAAUGAUUGAGACACUGUCUAAUGUCUAAUGUUCUGGGAUGGUUUCAGUAAAGUGCGACUGUGUGACAGACCAAACUAAAAGCAUCAGGCAGUAACCCUGUGGGCUCUUAUUGUUGUAACAGGCAGUUGUUUUUCUGAAGUGCCUGAAGCUUAAAGCCACAGGGAUCUGUGCCGUUAUGCCUGAUCUGAAACCGACGACUACUGCUCCAGGCUUCAACCAAAAUAUUCUCCUCUCAGAUUAAACCCAAGCUGGAACUGGUUUCUGUGAACAUCAUCUCUGGGCUAAAUAAUCCUCUUAUGUUUUUCAACCUUGACAAGCUCCUGACUUGGCUGCAUUCCAAAGCCGUUUGCCUGAUUUCCUGCCACAGCCUGAGAGAGGAGCCGUUCUUUCACUUGUGGUCGGUGUGAAAGUUCAGGGCAGUUUACUGUGUCUUUUUUUUAUGAAAUUUGAGAAAUGUAGGCUCAUGCUCGUGUGAGUACAGAACUGUACUGUAAACAGGAUUCCUGUCGAUGAUCUGGAAAAGUCUGAGUCUGUGAGAGGCUCAUACAUGACUGAGGCUUUUCAAACACAGCCAUAGAACCCUGGUCAGGUUUGGCUGUGUUUGAUUUCACGGCAAUAAAAACUAAAAAAGAGAUGGGAUGUAAAAAGGUGAAAGGUGCUCUCUGCGCUCUUCCUCCUGCUGAGAAGGCGGAGAAGAGUCGCAUGAUCUGUCACAUGAUCAGCAGCCUCGCUCACAUGCCGUCACACAGCAGCAAACAAAACAACAAACAAGUGUACACAUGAUUUAAAUGUUGUGUCUGUGAAUACAUUAGUGGUUACGCAACACAAAACAAUAACUGCUAUAUGCAUUUAUCUUUAUGCCAAAACUUAGACUGAAGAGGAAACUGUUGUAAAACAGUCAAUUCAUGAUCCUGUGAAAGAUGCUGCUGGAUGUGAUGUGACUAAUGUGAGAACAUGUCAAGGUUUUAGUGAUUUCCUCUUCAUAACAUGGUACGUCCCUUAAACUGUGAGGCUGUCGUAGGGAGGGGCCAAAUGUCUCUGCUUUACAUUCCUGACUGAGUUUUGUGUGUUUGGACCUGGAAGAAGGAGGACGACGAUCUGCUGUUUGACCACGUCUCUGUGUCCUCCUUCAUGAUGAUGGUCGUGAUGGGGUCAACUGAGGAGACAGAAGCAACACUCUGACCUAAUAUAGACAAAUAAUAUGACCCUUACACUCUGAUCUCUGUGUGUUCACCUGCAUGUACACCGUCGUGUUCACCUGCGUGUUCACCGGCGUGUUCACCUGCGCGUUCACCUGCGCGUUCACCUGCGCGUUCACCUGCGCGUUCACCGUCGUGUUCACCUGCGCGUUCACCUGAGUGUUCACCUGAGUGUUCACCUGAGUGUUCACCUGGGCGUUCACCUGCGUGUUCACCUGCGCGUUCACCUGUGUUCACCUGCGUGUUCACCUGCGUGUUCACCUGGGCGUUCACCUGAGCGUUCACCUGCGCGUUCACCUGAGCGUUCACCUGGGCGUUCACCUGCGUGUUCACCUGCGUGUUCACCUGCGUGUUCACCUGAGUGUUCACCUGAGUGUUCACCUGAGUGUUCACCUGAGUGUUCACCUGUGUCAAGGCUGACAUGUUUUUACACGUCUGAUCCACUGAGCUCAGUGUCAUUUAACCUGAAAACAGACGAUUCAUGUGGAACCAAACAUUCCUGACAGUCAUAGUUAAAAAAAAAAAUUUCAGAGCAUCAAACUUUAAUAGAGCUGCUGCCUUCAGAGAACUACAACUGUCACUUUAUUUUCUCUCCCUUGUUGAAAGACUUGACCCGUCCACUCCAAUGACCACACUGUGUACAUGUUAGUUAGUAACACUGUGUUCCAUUUACAUCGGAACAUGGAGCCGGGAGUGAUGUCACCUCUGAGUUCACUGCAGAGGGAAAUUCCGGGAGAGUCAUUGUCAACAAUACUUGUCAUUAAUACAUUUUUACAGUUUCAGAGUUUGAAAUUUUGAGUCACAAAUGGAAAACAGUAUUUGCUCUUAUAAGGUAAAAAUGCCUUCAUGGACGUAAUCACCCUACAUAAACGGCUUUUCUUUGAGCUUCUUUGUUCUCAGUUUUUUAGUUUAUUGUUGCUGCCUUAACACUUUAUCUUCUAAUAAUAAUAAUAAUAAUAAUUUCCGUCAGGCUUUUACAAGUAAAUAUCUCAGGUCAGUCAGUUUAAUUUUGAAUUGACCAAAUGCAAAUAAGCCAUGUCAUUCUUCUAAUGUUACUAGUUUAUACAUGUGACAUUUUAAAGUCGUAAGAAUGAAUUGAUUAGAAGUUCAAAUUGUUACAUAAACAGUUGUUACAGUCGG
Messenger RNA from Solea solea (common sole), 7093 nucleotides. RefSeq names its product CREB3 regulatory factor-like. Bases 685 to 2283 code for a protein of 532 amino acids. The record is from RefSeq and is a predicted model, not a curated record. Lineage: Eukaryota; Metazoa; Chordata; Actinopteri; Pleuronectiformes; Soleidae. Gene Ontology annotation, molecular function: DNA-binding transcription factor activity, RNA polymerase II-specific; RNA polymerase II transcription regulatory region sequence-specific DNA binding. The transcript has 10 exons. Gene Ontology annotation, cellular component: nucleus. Gene Ontology annotation, biological process: regulation of transcription by RNA polymerase II; response to unfolded protein.